AUGGCUUCCUUCAAUAUUACAGUUGAGGAUAGCUCUCCUCUGUCCACGUAUUCUCCAGCCGGAUCCUGGACUGACGCCUCCUCUGACGAUGUCCUGGCCUCAUCAUAUUCUGCCAGUUCGUAUCACACCACUUCUACGGAAGGGGCGACAGCUACGAUAAUCUUCACAGGCACCGGUUUGUCGAUUUUUGGUGGGCUUAGGCCGAACUAUGGAACCUACAGUAUCAGCGUGGACGGGCGGACGGUUUCAAGCGGCUCUGCACGAAGCAAUGAAGCAUCCUUUCGUCAACUACUCGGUGCAGCGUCAGGGUUACCGUAUGGAACUCAUACUGCAGUCAUCACCAAUUCCAACGGAGCACCAAUUGAUAUCGAUUGGGUUGACUUUGAGACUCAAGUUGGACGAUCAGGGGAUGACAUUGUUCGAGAAUCUUUGGAUGAUACUGAUCCUUCGUUGGUUUAUUCGCCCUCAUCUUCUUGGGAAUUAAAAUCAGGCUCGGAAUUCGCGAAUAAUACUCUCCACUUUUCGAGGGACCCCAAUGCCUCGGUUAGCGUGAACUUCUCCGGAGAUGCCAUUGCUGUGUAUGGUACGGUGUCUCCCGAUCAUGCAAACAUUAGGAUGGCCUUGGAUGGUGAUGUACAAACUGUGGUUGGGGGAUCAGGAGGUGUGAUCUCUGCCGUCCGACCUCAGAUUCUUCUGUAUUAUCACGCUGACCUGGGUCCUGGUCAACACACAUUGACCAUGUCGGGUGAAUCCCAGACGCAGACGACUACUGGUCCUUUUAUUGAUUUAGAUUUCAUCUCUGUUUUUUCCACCGCCGAGUCACUAGCUCCUACAUCCACUCCGACACCUGGUAGUCGAAGUCCCAGUGGCUCUGCUGCUGACUCCAGCGCGGCUCCUUCGUCAAGCGCACCCCCUGUAUCAGACGGGCGAUCGUCGACAAGCUUAGUGGUGGGCGCUGUUUUGGGAGUCACCGCCUUCGUCCUCGUUCUGGCAGUCGUUGGUUUCUUGUUCAUCUGGCGAAGGCGGAGGUUGGGAAGACAGUCGACCACAGUCGAAAAGUCGAUGAGUGCAGUGUCGCCCAUUCUGCCUAUGCAGGCCGAAGAGCCGAAGGUCCUGGAGGCGGGCCUUACCACCCCCCGCAAUCAAGUAUUCCUGUUUCCUCCUCCAAUUCGGAAGCCUCAGACUGCUCGUUUAUCGAUCGCUCCCAGCUAUUAUGGCAGUGAAUACGGCACUCCUGGGCACUCAAGAGAGGGCAGUACGAUGUCAGGAGAAUCAACGGCACCUCUGGUAACAGUUCCUAGGCUUGAAGUGCCACAACCACGGACCGUCCCAAGGUUCCUAAGAAGACCUCCUCCCAGAACCUCGGAACUUGAUACCAACAGUCGCCCGGCGAGACCGAGCAACCGACCACCCACCAUGGACUUCAGGAAUGUAGUUUAG
Molecule: messenger RNA, 1440 nt
Organism: Cyclocybe aegerita
Lineage: Eukaryota; Fungi; Basidiomycota; Agaricomycetes; Agaricales; Hemipholiotaceae
Source: the annotation of a GenBank genome assembly